UAGCAGUAAGCUUCGCUAAAGAGUGCUGGUGGAGUUCAUGUUGUUUUUACGCUACUUCUGAAGUUUGUUUUGGCGUUCGUAAUAACACUUAUAAUGUAUCAGGAGCAAACUGUGUCCAACUCAUCGAUAGUAGAAAAAUAUAAAAGGAAAUAACUAGAAACAUUUCUUCCUGUUAAUCGACGAAACCAGUCUUGAAACUUUAUCACUUGGAUAUGCUUCAGCUGUGGAUCAUGAGAUUGCCAAUGAAAAUGAUGUUAGAGUAAAACUCUCAAAAUGGGUACUGCUUCUUCCCUGGUAAACCCUGGGGAGGUAAUUGAAGAUGCUUAUGGUGGUGGUGGUGGUGAAGCCUGCGAAAUUCCCGUGGAGGUGAAGCCAAAAGCCCGUCUUUUGCACAGCUCUUUUCGCCGUGGCCCACGGGUCAUUGGAGCCAGCUUCAAAUCAACUGCCUCUGUUGAUCUAGAGUAUGCUGUUGAGUAUGAAAAGUUAAAGAAAGAGUAUGAGAUCUUCAAAGUUAGUAAAAACAAUGAAAUUGCUUCAAUGCAGAAGAAAGAAGCCAAGCUGGACAAGGAGAAUAAAAGACUACGUGCAGAGCUUCAGGCUUUACAGAAGACAUAUCAAAAGAUACUACGUGAGAAAGAAAGUGCCUUAGAAGCUAAAUAUCAGGCCAUGGAAAGAGCUUCAACUUUUGAGCAUGAUCGAGACAAAGUAAAGAGACAGUUUAAAAUUUUUAGAGAAACAAAAGAGAAGGAAAUUCAAGACCUACUAAGAGCAAGACGAGAUUUAGAGGCCAAAUUACAAAGGUUGCAGGCACAAGGAAUCUAUAUAUGUGAUCCUGCUGAUUCUGAUUCUGAUGACAACCGCACUGAUGUUACAACUGCAGGUACCCAGUGUGAAUACUGGAGUGGAGGCUUGCUGAGCAGUGAGCCAUCAAUGGGUAGCAUGAUGCAACUACAGCGGAGCUUCAGAGGCCCAGAAUUUGCUCAUAGCUUAAUAGAUAUUGAAGGACCUUUUGCUAAUGUAAGCAGAGAUGACUGGGAUGCAGCUGUUGCAAGUCUACUUCAUUUGUCUCCAUUGGUUUCCCAGUCUUUGUGCAGUAAUAGUGUUCGAUCGUAUCUUGUGUAUACAUCUGACAUGCAAAGUGAAGCAGAUUUCUUUCUUAAGGAAUAUUCUCCAAAACUUCAAAGGAUAUGUGAAAGCAUCGGCCAUUUCUAUAUAACCGUGUCUUUUCCAGAAGAUAGUGCUGGUUGUUUCUCUGCAGAGCGAAAGCAAGAAAUUGAAAACAGUUCUUUGUUUAUUUUGUUUCUAAAGUCAGCUUUAUCACGCUCAGUUUUGGAAGACUGCGAGGAUGCUUUCUUCAAAAAUCCAGAAGCAAGACCAUUUCUUAUAUAUCAUAGGACAACAGAGAACAUUCCCUUAUCAACGGAGUUGACAGAGUUUAUUGAAAAAAUUUCUGAGACUGAUAAAUCUGGCAAAGUAAAGAUAAUAGCUCAUGAUGGAGAUAUACAAGAAGGACUUUAUAGAACAUUUGUCCAGAUGGAGAAAAUCAUCAAACAGGAAAUACUGGGAUAUGAGUGUCCAGAAGCUGAAAAUAAAGAUUCUGGAAUUGAAGAUGACUGCCAAGAGGAAAACUAUGGGGAUGUCUUGUGGGAUAUGCGUGAUGAGCAAGAACAAAUAGAAGCUUUUAAGCAAGCAUCAAAACCUUCUUGUCCACUCGGUUUUGAUAAAUAUAUUGAGCGGCUGAAUGACAUGGUGGUUGCCCCUUCACCCAUUCCACCACUUCUUGUAUCAGGAGGACCUGGCUCUGGAAAAUCUCUCCUUUUGUCUAAAUGGAUUGAGCUACAACAAAAACGAUCUCCAAGCACAUUAAUUCUUUAUCAUUUUGUGGGAAGACCUCUCUCCACAAGUUCAGAGCCAGUGCUUAUAAUUAAACGCUUUACAGUAAAGCUUCUUCAGCAUUCUUGGUCAGUUUCCACAUUGUCCAUGGAUCCUUGCAAGAUUCUUGAGGAGUUUCCUCGAUGGCUGGAGAAGCUAUCCACUCGCCACCAAGGCAACAUAAUCAUUAUUAUCGAUUCUAUUGAUCAAAUUGAACAAGCUCAAAGACACAUGAAGUGGCUUAUUGAUCCACUGCCAGUCAAUGUCAGAGUAAUUGUGUCUGUAAAUGUUGAGACAUGUCCACAAGCUUGGAGGUUAUGGCCCACGCUUCAUCUUGAUCCACUUAGCCCAAAAGAUGUAAAAUCAAUUAUUUAUGCUGAAUGCCAAAGAAUGGAUGUAAUCCUUACCAAAGAGCAGGAAAAGAAAUUGGAAAAACAUUGUCGUUCUGCAGCUACAUGCAAUGCCCUGUAUGUGACUUUGAUGGCCAAAAUAAUUGGAAGUUUUAAAAAUUCCGGGGAUACUGAUGCAAUACUACAGCGAUGUUUCCAGUGUCAGGAUACAGUGUCCCUUUACAGAAUGGCCAUGAGAUCCCUUCAGGACAUCAUGUCAACAGACAGGGAUAAGCAGCUGAUGAGAGAGAUAGUUUGUCUUAUGUAUGUCAGUCACAAUGGUAUCAGUGAAUCUGAACUAAUGGAGAUGUUUUCUGAUUUGACGUGGCCACGACUUUCUUUCCUUCUGCAUAAGCUUCAGAAUAUGUGCAUUAUAAAAUAUGUCUGUGGGCUUCUUAUGUUUCAGCAUAUGCAGGCUUGGGAAGCAGUUAGACUUGAAUACAUGGAUGGUGAGCAGAAUUCUCCCUUUGUGUAUAGGGAGAAGCUUAUCAAUUAUUUUGAUCAACAUUUGAGUCAAAACAGGGUCACAUGGAGGGGGGCCGAUGAGCUCCCAUGGCUGUUACAGCAACAGGGUGAGAAACAGAAACUGCACAGGUGUCUUCUGAAUCUAUUUGUUUCACAGAAUCUUUACAAAAGAGGACAUUUUUCAGAACUACUGAAUUACUGGCAGUUUGUUGGAAAAGAUAAAUGUUCAAUGGCAGCUGAAUAUUUUGAAACUCUGAAACAUUAUGAAAAGAACUGUGAAGGAGAAGAGAGCAUGAAAAAACUGGCAGAUCUUUAUGAAACUCUGGGACGAUUCCUCAAGGACCUGGGUCUUCUUGGCCAGGCAGUAGCUCCCUUGCAGCGAUCUCUAGAAAUUCGUGAAACAGCUUUGGAUCCAGAUCACCCCAGUGUGGCUCAGUCACUGCAUCAGUUGGCUGGUGUUUAUGUCCAGUGGAAGAAAUUUGGAAAUGCAGAACAGCUGUACAAAGAAGCCUUGGAAAUUAGUGAAAAUGCAUAUGGUGCUGAUCAUUCCAGAGUGGCACAUGAAUUAGAUUCAUUAGCUGUGCUAUAUCAAAAGCAAAACAAGUAUGAACAAGCUGAAAAGUUGAGAAAAAAGUCAGUCAAGAUAAGACAAUGUUCUGCUCGACAAAAGGGAAGCAUGCAUGGUUUUUCUGUUCUACGGCGCCGUGCAUUACAGCUGGAAGAGCUUACCCUGGGCAGUGAUACAGCAGAUAAUGCAAAGACACUGAAUGAGCUUGGAGUUCUGUACUACCUACAGAACAAUCUUGAGACUGCCAAAAUUUUUCUGACCCGUUCUCUUGAAAUGAGGCAGCGUGUGCUUGGCACUGAUCACCCAGAUUGUGCUCAGUCUCUUAAUAACUUGGCUGCCAUUUACAAUGAGAAAAAGGAAUAUGAGAAAGCUGAAGAGCUGUAUGAGAGUGCUCUGGACAUUAGGAGGAAAGCCCUGUCACCUGACCACCCUUCUCUGGCGUAUACUGUCAAACACCUGGCAGUUCUGUACAAGAAGCAGGGGAAGCUUGAUAAAGCUGUUCCACUCUAUGAACUUGCAGUUGAAAUUCGUCAGAAAUCAUUUGGACCUAAACACCCGAGUGUAGCAACGGCUUUAGUGAACCUUGCCGUUUUGUAUUGUCACUUGAAGAAGUACGGCGAAGCGCUCCCAUUGUAUGAGCGGGCACUAAAGAUCUACGAGGACAGUUUGGGUCACAGCCAUCCACGUGUAGGAGAGACACUCAAGAACUUUGCUGUUUUGAGUUAUGAAAAGGGUGAUUUUGAAAGAGCUGCAGCGCUGUACAAGAGGGCAAUGGAAAUUAAAGAAGCCGAACCCUCGCUCUUAUGUGGAAAAGCACCUUCGAGAAAUUCUUCAAGUGGUGACACAUUCAGCUUAAGAAAUGCUCUGCACCCCAGUGCCUGCCCGGAACUUGGACAGAGGUGACAACACAACAACUAAAGAUCUCAAACAUCUCAAUAUGAAGACAUGGCUGCUCAGUGUAAAAGAAGUAUGUCCAGUGUUAAUAUCUACGUUUUUAAUGUAAACAAAUAAUGUCUAAGGCAAAAAUUUAAAUAAGCUUUAAGUCUGGAUGAUCACAGAAGGAGGACGCAAACAUUCUGCUUUUACUUGAAUUUAGUUGACUUGUUACAUUUAUUGAAUAAAUAUUCAGCUCAAAUAUGAAGAUGGUUCAGGUAACUGAACUGAGAGCGUUAUUUUAGUUUGAUAAAGUAUAAUCAAGUGUUUAUUGAUUUAUUUACUUGAGGUUUACAUUCACCAUCCACUUCAUUAGGUACACCUGUUCAACUGCUCAUUAAUGCAAAUACAUAAUCGGCCAAUCACAUGGAUUUGGUGAAAUGGGAGAUUGGCAUCAUGUAUGUGCAGCCAACAAAUCUGCAGCAACUUUGUGAUGCUAUCAUGUCAGUAUGGACCAAAAUCUCUAAGGGAUGUUUCCUGCACCUUGCUCUGUGCCACAAAGAAUUAUGGUAGUUCUGAAGGCAAAAGGGGGUCCAACCCAGUGUACCUAAUAAAGUGGCCACUGAGUG
Polypterus senegalus (gray bichir) is the source of this 4796-nucleotide messenger RNA. It is a transcript of the gene nphp3, whose product is annotated as nephronophthisis 3. Gene Ontology annotation, biological process: kidney development; convergent extension; determination of left/right symmetry. Bases 274 to 4197 code for a protein of 1307 amino acids. The transcript has 28 exons. The record is from RefSeq and is a predicted model, not a curated record. NCBI's taxonomy places the organism in Eukaryota, Metazoa, Chordata, Cladistia, Polypteriformes, Polypteridae. Gene Ontology annotation, molecular function: protein binding.